Molecule: messenger RNA, 1263 nt
Organism: Penicillium griseofulvum
Lineage: Eukaryota; Fungi; Ascomycota; Eurotiomycetes; Eurotiales; Aspergillaceae
Product: Winged helix-turn-helix transcription repressor DNA-binding
Exons: 5
Coding region: 1-1263 (420 amino acids)
Molecular function (GO): O-methyltransferase activity
Source: RefSeq, a predicted model, not a curated record
AUGACGUACACUAACGGAAAUUCGAAUGGCUCAGUCAAAGACGUGGCGGAUGUAGAACGUCUUGCUCUCUCCUCUAAUUUGCCAGAUACGGUACCUGAUCUCCUUGAAACGGUUGCGAGACACGGCAACGACCUUCUCGCGCAGGAUCCUGGAGCACGGGCCAAACUCCUAGAAGCUGCUCGGUCAUUGACCUAUGCAUUGGAAACACCCCGAGAGGCAAUUAUUCGACACUGCUGGUCCGAGUCUACGAGUUAUGCAGCCCUAGAGACUGCGGUUGAUAUAAACCUCUUCUCUGCUCUCGGCACAGAUGACAAACCUAAGACUGUCGCUGAGCUUGCUAAGGCAACCAGCGUGGAUCCAAUCUUGCUCGGGCGAUUGAUGAAGCACCUCGCUGCAAUGGGAACAAUAACCGAGACUGGCUACAAUGAAUACUGCCCUACUGGGUUCUCAAAGGUCCUCACGAUUGAGAGAUAUAGCGGGGCAUUCCCGCUCAUGACCCGCCGUUUCACCAAAGGCAUUAUGGCCCUACCAGCCUUCCUCAAGAAAAACAAAUACCAAAACCCCACAAGUCCCACAGAUACAGCUUUCCAGAUGGGCUAUGAAACAAACAUGGGUUUCUUCGGACAUGUGCAACAGGAGCCGAUCACAGCAAAGCAGUUUAAUGACCACAUGUCAGUCUACGCUCAAGGCCGAGUCCGCUGGAUGGAUCCCGGCUUCUACCCAGUCCAAGAGCAACUUGUAGAUGGGGUUACAAUCGGCCAGGACGAUGUUCUGCUUGUUGAUGUCGGGGGUAGCUUUGGCCAUGAUCUGUCUGAUUUCCGUCGGAAAUGGCCUGGCGCCCCCGGCCGUCUGGUGCUGCAGGAUCUUCCUGAGGUAGUGGCUUCCGUGAAGGAUUUGCACCCCUCUAUUGAAGUUACUAGUCAUGAUUUCUUUACUGAGCAACCAGUCAAAGGAGCCCGCGCAUACUAUAUGCACUCUGUUCUCCAUGACUGGCCCGAUGAGCUCUGCCGCAAGAUUCUCGCUAACACUGUGGCGGCCAUGCGUCCCGGCUAUAGUAAGUUACUGGUGAAUGAGAAUGUGAUUCCGGACACGGGGGCCUACUGGGAAACUACGAGUUUGGACCUGAUUAUGAUGGAGAUCGGAUCUGGCGAGCGCACAGAGCGCCAAUGGCAUGCGUUGCUCGAGUCUGCUGGACUGAAGAUUGUCAAGAUCUGGACCGCUCAAAGGGGCGUCGAGAGUUUGAUUGAGUGUGAGCUAGCUUGA